Messenger RNA from Penicillium lagena, 321 nucleotides. RefSeq lists its product as uncharacterized. Lineage: Eukaryota; Fungi; Ascomycota; Eurotiomycetes; Eurotiales; Aspergillaceae. The transcript has 2 exons. The record is from RefSeq and is a predicted model, not a curated record. The coding region runs from base 1 to 321 and encodes 106 amino acids.
AUGGUUCGAAAAUUUUUGGGCCUCGAUGGCACCAAGCUGCAGAUCGCCAUCGGUCUGCUGGCCGGCAUGGACUUUCUGCUCUUCGGCUACGACCAGGGUGUGACCGGUGGUCUGUUGACACUGGCAUCGUUCAACUCCGUGUUCCCUAGCAUUCAGACUUCGGGAAUGAUCAUGCAUGACGGUAAACUUACUUCCUGGGACAACCUUCCACCAUCGGAUGAGGCUGUUCGUCGCGCUAGCUUCUUGAACCAGCAAAACAAGAAGAGCCACGAGACCCACCGCGAGAAUGCCGAGAAGGACAGCGAGAACACCAGCGAAUAG